This is a messenger RNA of Mytilus californianus (California mussel), 1323 nucleotides long. Its product is annotated as toll-like receptor 4. The coding region runs from base 22 to 1323 and encodes 433 amino acids. The transcript has a single exon. The record is from RefSeq and is a predicted model, not a curated record. NCBI's taxonomy places the organism in Eukaryota, Metazoa, Mollusca, Bivalvia, Mytilida, Mytilidae. Gene Ontology annotation, molecular function: transmembrane signaling receptor activity; protein binding. Gene Ontology annotation, biological process: immune response; toll-like receptor signaling pathway. Gene Ontology annotation, cellular component: membrane.
AAAGAUAGUUAUAUUGUCGAUAUGCCACAAGCACGUUCUACAUUUCCAUGGAAACAAAUAAAUGAUGCACUCUUCAGUACACCAAUUUAUGAAUUGUCUUUUACAAAGAACCGAGACGUGGUGGUUUUCCCGAAAAAACGUAGAAUACGGGCACCACCUAGUCUUCGAAGUCUAGCUUUCAGUAAUUGUGGUUUCCGUCAGAUAUUGCUGAAUCUUACAUACGUGACAACACUAAAAAUCGAUUGGAACCAACUCGGAAAUUAUCUAGCGAACAACACUUAUAUGAUGACGAAAACAAGUAGACUAGAGUUCAUCUCUCUCUCAAACAAUUCAAUUUAUAAUCUCUAUUCUCAAAUAUUCAAUGACCAACCGCACUUGAAAGUCAUUGACUUAAGUCAUAACUUCCUCAAACAUGUCGACUUUGGCUUAUUAAAGAUGGUUAAUUUAGAGAUGUUAAAUCUUACAAAUAACUCAAUAAAGUUUUUUAGUGAUAAUUCAAUGAAAAAUAUAGAUAGCAUUAUUAAAUAUAAUACCAAAAUAAAAAUUAACCUCAGUGGAAAUAUUCUACGCUGUGUCUGUUCGUUACUUCCUUAUUUGAAAUGGAUGAUUAAUAUUCGUGAACAUUUUGUACAUUUUAACCAAUACAAGUGCGUUCUAGAAAACGGGAGCCUGUCAAUAUCAAAUUCGUUUGAGGAUAUUAUACUUCAUCUUCAAACAGACUGCGUUAAUCACUUUCAUUUGGUAGUUGGCGUGUCUUUUUCUUUAAUUGGAUUUAUCACAAUUUUAAUAUCAGCUCUCAUUUAUAGACACAGGUGGAAACUCCGCUUCUUAUUUUAUACAGCAAAAUUGAGAUAUUCCUCCCACAAUAACAUGGACGAUCGUGGACAAUACGUCUACGAUGCUUUUAUAUCUUACUCCGACGAAAUUCGAACGUUUGUUACAAAAGACUGUAUCGAUAAUCUUGAACGAGAUGGACAUUUUAAACUAUGUAUACAUCAUCGAGACUUUCUUCCGGGAGCAGCCAUAAAUGACAAUAUCACCCAAGCCAUCCAACGCAGCCGAAAAACAAUCUGCAUCAUAACUAGAUCUUUCAUCGAAUCGUAUUACUGCAUGUUUGAACUGAAUAUGGCGAGGAUGGAAAGUAUUCACAGAAAAAAAGACAAAAGUCUAAUUUUUCUUGUGUUUUAUGAUCAACUGCAACCUGAGGAGUUACCAUUAGUAUUAUAUGAAAUUAUUCAGAAAAAAUCAUAUAUUGAAUACCCAAAUGAUGUGCACGGAAAUUUUAUUUUCUGGGAGAAAAUCAAAGACGCUAUCAAUGUAUAG